Angiostrongylus costaricensis is the source of this 879-nucleotide messenger RNA. The record is from the annotation of a GenBank genome assembly. Lineage: Eukaryota; Metazoa; Nematoda; Chromadorea; Rhabditida; Metastrongylidae.
AUGCAUUCUAAUUCAUUCCAUUUUACCAUUGUGGCAUAUACAUUAUAUAUAUACAUAUUUGUAACUAUAUGUAUAAACGCGUGCAUAUGUAUACUUGGAUGGCCCGCACUCGCGCGCAGGUCACAGCACAUUUUCUGUUUUUCGGAGUUUUGCUGGUUUAAUCACUGUAUUCCCUGGAGUCCCAGGAUCAGCCAGACCAAGGUCUGCUGCAGGCCGUCACCACCAGAGGCAGUCACAGCCCUUGUUGAUCAGAGAGAUGCCACCAUUUAUAUAUGUAUAUAUACAUGUAUAUAUUUAUAUAUGUGUAUAAAAGCCUUUUUGAAUUUCACAUUUGACAACUGUGACAGUAUUGUUGUGAAAUUUGCAGAUUGUGAUAGGUGUAACUGCUACUAUCGAGCCUCAUGCAAAGAGCAUCCUUUGUUCUGGGUCAAAGACCGUGAACCUGUAAGUUCUUGUUGUAUUUUUUUAGUUUUUAUUAGUUUCCAAAAUACAGCACCGGCGUUCAUAAGCAUCAAGACAUCGUCGAUUCCUAACGCUGGGUUGGGUGCUUUCGCUGAAGCUUGCAUUCCGAAAUCGCUGUAUUCGCAAAUUUUUCCAAAAGUCUGUAGCGACGGCCCACAUUUUAUGGAUGGUAGUAAUACGCAAUAUUCAAAUUGGAUGAGGUACAUCAACAGUUCGCGACACGACAAGGAACAAAACCUGUUGGCAUUUCAGUAUUGUGGUGGCGUGUACUACCGAGUGAUACGACCGAUCAAAAUGAAGGAAGAGCUCCUAGUGUGGUACGGUAAGAAGUUCGGCAAAAGUCUUGGAGUUUUCACUACGUUGCGUUCGCUGAAGAGGCCGAGCACACCAGCUAACAAGAACCCCUUCAUACUUUAA